Perca fluviatilis (European perch) is the source of this 495-nucleotide messenger RNA. RefSeq names its product sarcosine dehydrogenase, mitochondrial-like. The transcript is spliced from 5 exons. Gene Ontology annotation, cellular component: mitochondrion. Lineage: Eukaryota; Metazoa; Chordata; Actinopteri; Perciformes; Percidae. The coding region runs from base 1 to 495 and encodes 164 amino acids. The record is from RefSeq and is a predicted model, not a curated record. Gene Ontology annotation, molecular function: protein binding.
AUGCAGAUUAAGAAUGAGUGCCUCACAUGUAGACACGGUGUGGCAGUCUUUGACAUGUCCUACUUUGGAAAGUUCUAUCUCUCUGGACCAGAUGCCAAGAAGGCGGCUGAUUGGCUGUUCACUGCUGAUGUCAACAAAAAGCCAGGUGAUGCAUACUACCUGGCCAUUGGAGGCGGUGUAGCAGAACACAACUGGAACCACAUCAGAACAGUUCUUCAGGACCGAGGCUUCCACUGCCAGCUGACAGACCACUCUGAGGACAUGGGGAUGAUCAGCAUACAGGGACCCAAAAGUCGAGAGGUGCUUCAGGAGGUGUUGGACACAGACCUGAACAAUGAAGCUUUCCCCUUCUCUACCCACAAGGUUGUCAACACAGCAGGGCAUCAGCCUAUCACGGCCCUGGAACGGGAUCGAGCUCUUCAGUUUGCAGGUUGGGUCCCCUCUCGUCGGGCUGAAGCAUGCCGUGGUGCCCCCUGGCUCAGAUCGGGGGUGUAA